GUUAAGCGUCAGUCCAACGCCUAUAGGUUCGCGUCGGGCGUGGAGUUCGUGGUGCCGGAGAUCAGGGAAUCAUUCAGUUGUGAGAACAGGGACUAUGGAUACUACACCGAUAUCGACAAUAAUUGUCAGGUGUUUCACGUGUGCGUCCCUCCGGCCCAACAAUUCAGCUUUUUCUGCCCAAACACCACAAUCUUUGACCAGAGAUUACUGGUCUGUCAGGACGAGUCGUUUGCCACUCCUUGUCGAGAAGCCGAAAGGUUUUAUGUGAUUAACCAGAACUUCGGUGUUACGGACCCCGAGAAGUUGAUCACAAUCUAAUCCACACGUAAAUCACAUUAUUUUUUAUAACAUUUCCCA
Messenger RNA from Oppiella nova, 357 nucleotides. NCBI's taxonomy places the organism in Eukaryota, Metazoa, Arthropoda, Arachnida, Sarcoptiformes, Oppiidae. The record is from the annotation of a GenBank genome assembly.